Messenger RNA from Scophthalmus maximus (turbot), 2347 nucleotides. RefSeq names its product mucin-5AC. The transcript has 4 exons. The record is from RefSeq and is a predicted model, not a curated record. Gene Ontology annotation, cellular component: membrane. The coding region runs from base 425 to 1726 and encodes 433 amino acids. NCBI's taxonomy places the organism in Eukaryota, Metazoa, Chordata, Actinopteri, Pleuronectiformes, Scophthalmidae.
AAUGAACCGGGCAGGACGGAUUAUGCCCGGAGCUGGGACGGAGGCACUCACCGCAGCUGUAACUCAAACACAAACUUUUGAGUCUUAUUUCAUUUUUAUAUAAUGUACUGACCUGAAAUUUCCUGGACGUGUAGUGGAAUUUCAAAAAAUCUGAUCAAAAGUUGAGAACAGCAUCCCAGCAGUUUACAGAACCGAGUACUUCCCGCUACUUUAUAAAGUGAUCUGGACAUCGGGACGAACAGAUGCUCCGCACAGCAGCGCCUGAACUCUCCACCUGAAGAGACAGGCAGUGAACCAGUCAACAUGUCAGCGCUCCGAGCAUGUUGCUGUUCAGAGACUGAGAUGAGCUGAAGUCGACUUGUUAAAGUUUUUAUCCUCACAUCCAUCGCUCUGCUCGUCCGGUGUUAAGAUCUUUUGUCCGACAAUGAUGCUUCUCAGCAUGAAGGCAUGUCUUCUGACUCUGCUGUGUGGAAUAUCUGUUUUGUUUUCUGUGGAGAGUGAGAGUGCCUCCAUCACCACCAGCACCAUCACCACCAGCACCAGCAGCAGCAGCAGCAGCAGCAACUCUGCUACUGCUGAACCGAACGGGGCGAACCGGCCGCCCACCACUGCGGCUGAUCAUGAAACAACUCCAACUCUCAAACCUGCAGAAGUCACUGCCACUGCAACAACCUUCACCACUGUGCCACCAGCAACGCAAACAGAAGAGGCAGUCGUGAGCAGCCAGAGUGACUCCUCGAAUGGCAGCAGGGCUUCGACAAGCCCGGGGCCAGGGUUGCUGAGUACCCCCACAGUGGUUACCACGGCCGCAGGCGAUGCACAACCUUCCCAUAAGGCAACGAUCUCACAGACAUCCAAACCUACAGAGGAUCAUUUACAGCAACAGUCGUCCACCGCCACUACUGAUGCGACAGCUUCUGCAGCGCCUUCUGCAUCAGUGGCUGUGUUUACGCUGCUGCGGUCGGCAAACACCACUCAGCCCGAUGUCACAUCCAGGUUAACUUCCAGCCCCACUUCUCAUAAUUCGACUCCACGCGUCACGAGCAGUCCAUCAGCCUCUACUGCGACUAUGCCGAACCCCGCCUCUGGGUUUGACCUCAUUUCUUCACCUGUCACGUCGACAAAGACAUCCACCACCGGCGCCGAGCUUUCAUCCGCGUCUCGGCGCGUUCCCGACACAACAGCCCACGUGUCCACGUCACGGUUUCUUGACACAGCAGGGUCGAGCUCUGCUACCACGUUCUCCUCCGGCUCCUCCGGCUCCACCGCUGUUGUCUCUACCAGUGUGGCAGGAAUCCUGAUCCCUCGCAAGCAGACGCCAACUCCGUCGUCCAGUUCAACCCCAGCAGCUACGGCAGCACCUUGUGAGGUCUCAAAGGGCCCAACCGGCGCUGAGGUCCAACCCUGCUCCACCCGCGUAGUGAUGAACCACUGCCUGAUCGCCAUCGCCUCGCUGGCCGUGUUGGCCACCAUCUUCAUGAUCUCCACCAUCAUCCUGUGCACCAAGCUGUCAUCGAGGAAGUACAAGGUCAAGAGGCCUCCGCAGUCGACUGAGAUGAUGUGCAUCUCCGCCCUGCUGCCCGAGAGGAAUUACAACUACUCGAGGCAACGGAACCCGGUCGCCAACGGAGUCCUGGUGAUCCCCAGCGGCGGAGACAGUGACGAGGACGGAGGAGAUAACCUCACGCUCAGCAGCUUCCUUCCAGAGAAUGACCGUUUCGUUUAGAUGGAUUCAUCAUAGUUACUGACGUUCGCGUUCAUCAGACCCUCAAUUUAGACGGAUGUGGCUGAUGUCAGUGAUGUGGACCCAAGUUGCUGUUUCAAUACACCAGUGCUUCCUCUUUGAUCAAUGCACGCCCCUGUUCCUGUGCAGGAAGUAGAGACACAGACACCACUGAUGCACACACGCACACACGCACAGAGUUUCUGAUUCAUGUGCAUGUACCAUUAACCAUAUCUAUAAGGUCAGGUCCUGAAUUUUCUAUCAUAAGAGAGAAUAAACACGUUUUCUAUAAUUUGUCACUCAUCUUCCACUGAAGAAUUUAAACCAGAACGAGGAGCAGAAUAAAAAAAAAUGUAUUUUUCACAUUUUUUUCAACUUCCUGAACUCAGCCUCGAUGGUAUUUCACUUAGCGACGAGACAGAGGAAGGCUUGUUUUGUCAAGGUGUUACAGUGUCCUUCACAGACGCUGCUCUGUGGCAGCUGAGGCUUGAUUCUAUGAAUGUAUUUGUGUAUUUCGAUUGAUGAUGAACUUUAGGCGACUCUGAUUAUGUGGGUGUUUGUGUUGAAAUGCAGCUUCUGGCAUAAUUUAUUAAAGGAAUGUUUUAUUUAAUGUUUUAAUUUAAA